Molecule: messenger RNA, 1926 nt
Organism: Trichechus manatus latirostris (Florida manatee)
Lineage: Eukaryota; Metazoa; Chordata; Mammalia; Sirenia; Trichechidae
Gene: TBX15
Product: T-box transcription factor 15
Exons: 8
Coding region: 1-1809 (602 amino acids)
Biological process (GO): positive regulation of DNA-templated transcription; cell fate specification; regulation of transcription by RNA polymerase II
Cellular component (GO): nucleus
Molecular function (GO): DNA-binding transcription factor activity, RNA polymerase II-specific; RNA polymerase II cis-regulatory region sequence-specific DNA binding
Source: RefSeq, a predicted model, not a curated record
AUGAGUGAAAGGAGAAGAUCUGCAGUCGCCCUGAGCUCGCGAGCACAUGCCUUCUCCGUUGAAGCCUUGAUCGGCUCAAAUAAAAAGCGGAAACUGCGAGACUGGGAGGAGAAGGGGCUGGACCUGUCCAUGGAGGCGCUGAGCCCCGCGGGCCCACUCGGAGACACCGAGGACGCGGCCGCGCACUGCCUGGAGCCCCACCCGGAUUCUGAGCAGAGCACUGGUUCGGACUCUGAGGUGCUCACUGAGCGGACUUCCUGCUCCUUCGACACUCACCGGGACCUGACCUCUGGUGCCGCAGGCCCUGUGCCUGCCACCAUGUCCUCCAUGGAGGAGAUUCAGGUGGAGCUGCAAUGUGCUGACCUUUGGAAGAGGUUCCAUGAUAUUGGAACUGAAAUGAUCAUCACCAAAGCAGGCAGGAGAAUGUUUCCUGCCAUGAGAGUGAAAAUCACCGGCCUGGAUCCACACCAGCAGUACUACAUAGCGAUGGACAUUGUGCCAGUGGACAAUAAAAGAUACAGAUAUGUGUAUCACAGCUCCAAGUGGAUGGUGGCAGGCAAUGCUGAUUCCCCUGUGCCCCCAAGAGUUUAUAUCCACCCUGAUUCUCUAGCUUCUGGAGACACCUGGAUGAGACAGGUGGUCAGUUUUGACAAACUCAAGCUGACCAACAAUGAAUUGGAUGAUCAAGGACACAUAAUUCUGCACUCUAUGCACAAAUACCAGCCUCGAGUUCACGUGAUUCGCAAGGACUUCAGCAGCGACCUUUCGCCCACCAAGCCUGUCCCCGCUGGGGACGGGGUGAAAACUUUCAACUUUCCUGAGACUGUGUUCACCACAGUCACGGCCUAUCAGAAUCAGCAGAUCACCAGAUUAAAAAUUGACCGAAACCCUUUUGCUAAAGGAUUCAGAGAUUCUGGGAGGAACAGAACUGGACUGGAAGCCAUCAUGGAGACUUAUGCGUUUUGGAGACCCCCUGUGCGCACACUCACCUUUGAGGAUUUCACCACCAUGCAAAAGCAGCAAGGAGGCAGCACAGGUACUUCCCCAACCACCUCCAGCACUGGGACACCAUCUCCUUCAGCUUCUUCUCAUCUUUUAUCUCCAUCCUGUUCUCCUCCAACCUUUCAUUUGGCCCCCAACACUUUCAACGUGGGCUGCCGAGAGAGCCAGCUAUGUAAUCUAAACCUCUCUGAUUAUCCACCCUGUGCCCGAAGCAAUAUGGCUGCCUUGCAGAGCUACCCAGGGCUGAGUGACAGUGGCUACAAUAGGCUUCAGAGUGGCACUGCUUCAGCCACUCAGCCCUCAGAAACCUUCAUGCCUCAGAGGACUCCAUCCCUGAUCUCAGGAAUACCAACUCCUCCCUCGUUGCCUAGCAACAGCAAGAUGGAAGCCUAUGGUGGCCAGCUGGGGUCCUUCCCCACUUCCCAGUUUCAGUAUGUCAUGCAGGCAGGCAAUGCAGCCUCCAGCUCCUCAUCACCACACAUGUUUGGGGGCAGCCACAUGCAGCAGAGCUCCUACAAUGCCUUCUCCCUCCACAACCCCUACAACCUGUAUGGAUACAAUUUCCCCACUUCCCCUAGGCUAGCUGCAAGCCCAGAAAAACUGAGCACCUCUCAAAGCACUUUACUCUGUUCUUCUCCUUCCAACGGGGCCUUUGGAGAGAGGCAGUACCUGCCCACAGGGAUGGAGCACAGCAUGCACAUGAUUAGCCCUUCACCCAAUAAUCAGCAGGCAACCAACACCUGUGAUGGCCGGCAGUAUGGGGCGGUCCCAGGCUCCUCUUCCCAGAUGUCCGUGCACAUGGUUUAAUGGCUAAUCAGACACCACGGAGCCCAUGGCAGCCAAGGCCCCAGAGUCUCCUUGGGUGGACCCUCUGUUUUGGGAGCCCUUUGAAAAAGAGGAACUGUGCUUUUUUUUUUUUUUUUU